This is a messenger RNA of [Torrubiella] hemipterigena, 1587 nucleotides long. Lineage: Eukaryota; Fungi; Ascomycota; Sordariomycetes; Hypocreales; Clavicipitaceae. The record is from the annotation of a GenBank genome assembly.
AUGUUGCGAAAUAUCUCCUGCAGAGCUGCUGCUUCCGCAAGUCUGUCACGGGCUUGCCUGCCGAGGACCGCCUCAACCCCGCAGCUCGCCGCCUCUUUAAAUGCGGCCCGUCGCCACGCAUCCUCGCCGACUGCCACCCAGCAGCUCCUCCGUAGCUUCCACUCCAGCUCAAUCAAAAUGUCUGCAUCCACCAGAACCGAAAGCGACGCCUUUGGCGAGAUCCAGGUCCCCGGCGAUAAGUACUGGGGCGCCCAGACCGAGCGCUCGCUCGAAAACUUCAAGAUCAACCAGCCCCAGGACCGUAUGCCCCCUCCCAUCGUCAAGGCCUUUGGCAUCCUCAAGGGUGCCGCUGCCACCGUCAACAUGAAGUUUGGCCUCGACCCUAAGAUUGGCGAGGCCAUCCAACAGGCCGCCAAGGAGGUUGCCGACGGCAAACUCAUGGACCACUUCCCCCUCGUCGUCUGGCAGACCGGCUCCGGCACGCAGUCCAACAUGAACGCCAACGAGGUCAUCUCCAACCGUGCUAUUGAGAUCCUCGGCGGCACCAUGGGCUCCAAGUCUCCCGUCCACCCCAACGACCACGUCAACCGCUCCGCCUCGUCCAACGACACCUUCCCCACCGUCAUGCACAUCGCUGCCGUUCUCGAGACCGAAACUGAGCUGCUCCCCGCCGUCAAGUCCUUGCGCGACGCUCUUCAGGCCAAGGUUGACGAGUUCGAGGCCAAGAAGAUUAUCAAGAUUGGCCGCACCCACUUGCAAGAUGCCACCCCGCUCACCCUCGCCCAGGAAUUCUCCGGCUACGUCGCCCAGCUCGACUACGGCAUCAAGCGCAUCGAGAGCUCCCUCGGUGACCUGCGCCUUCUGGCCCAGGGCGGCACCGCUGUCGGUACCGGUAUCAACACCUUUGUCGGUUUUGCUGAGGCCAUUGCCGAAGAGGUCACCAAAAUGACCGGUUCCCAGUUCUACACGGCCCCCAACAAGUUCGAGGCCCUCGCUGCCCAUGACGCCCUCGUUCAGGCCCAUGGCAGCCUCAACACCGUCGCUUCCUCUCUCUCAAAAAUUGCCCAGGACAUCCGCUACCUCGGCUCCGGCCCUCGUUGCGGUCUCGGUGAGCUCAACUUGCCUGAGAACGAGCCUGGAAGCUCCAUCAUGCCUGGCAAGGUCAACCCCACCCAGUGUGAGGCCCUUACCAUGGUCUGCGCUCAAGUCAUGGGUAACAACGUUGCCUGUACGAUUGGUGGCAUGAACGGCCAGUUUGAACUCAAUGUCUACAAGCCCCUCAUCAUCCGUAACUACCUCCACUCUGCCCGUAUCCUCGCCGAUGGCAUGCGCUCGUUUGAGAAGAACCUCGUCAAGGGCCUCGAGGCCAAUGAGGAGAAGAUUGCCAACAUCAUGAAGGAGUCCCUUAUGCUGGUCACUUGCCUCAACCCCAAGAUUGGCUACGACAUGGCCAGCAAGGUUGCCAAGAAUGCUCACAAGAAGGGUUUGACUCUUAAGGAAUCCGCCAUGGAGCUCAACGCCCUUACUGAGGAAGAGUUUGACACCCUUGUCCGCCCUGAGCUCAUGGUCGGCCCUAAGCAGCUUUAA